AUGCAGCUCCCCAUGCUGCUGUUCCUUUCCCUGCCACUAUUUCUUAACAUAUUUGAACCAGCUGGAGCUCAGUUCCCUCGCCAGUGCACUACCAUCGAGUCUCUGAGAAGUGGGAUGUGUUGCCCAGACUAUUUCCCUGUGUUUGGGCCUGGUACCGAUCGGUGCGGAGUGUCUACAGGGAGAGGCCGUUGUGUGCAGGUGACAGUAGACUCGCGACCCCAUGGCCCACAGUACAUCCAUGAUGGGAGGGAUGACCGCGAGCAAUGGCCCAUACGCUUCUUCAACCAAACCUGCAGGUGCAAUGGUAAUUUCUCUGGUUACAACUGUGGGUCAUGUCGCCCUGGAUGGACUGGACCUACAUGUAGCCAGCAAAUCAAUAUAGUCAGAAGGAAUCUUCUGGAUCUUAGCACAGAAGAGAGAAGGCGAUUUGUGAAUGCUCUACACCAAGCCAAGGUGACAAUCCACCCUGAUAUUGUCAUUGCCACAAGGAGACGUGAUGAAAUAUUUGGACCAGAUGGCAACACACCACAGUUUGAAAAUAUCUCCAUUUAUAACUACUUUGUGUGGUCCCAUUAUUAUUCUGUCAGGAAGACUUUCCUUGGUGCAGGGCAGCAGAGCUUUGAAAGAGUUGAUUUCUCUCAUGAAGGACCAGCUUUCGUCACAUGGCAUAGGUAUCAUCUGCUGCAGCUUGAGAGAGACAUGCAGAACAUGCUACAGGAUCCCACUUUUGGCCUUCCCUACUGGAACUUUGCAACAGGACAAAACACCUGUGAUAUCUGCUCAGAUGACUUGAUGGGGGCUAGAAGCAAUUUUGAUGUAUCUCUGAUCAGUCAGAAUUCAAUCUUCUCUCAGUGGCGUGUCCUGUGUGAAAGCAUAGAAGACUAUGAUAGCUUGGGAACCAUUUGUAACAGCACUGAAGGUGGUCCCAUCCGCAGAAAUCCUGCUGGAAAUGUUGCACGGCCCAUGGUACAGCGUCUCCCAGAGCCUGAGGAUGUUGCUCUGUGUUUGGAAGUUGGUAUAUUUGACACUCCUCCUUUUUACUCCAACUCCACAGACAGUUUCCGUAACACAGUAGAAGGGUACAGUGAUCCUUCAGGAAAAUAUGACCCAGCAGUUCGAAGCCUUCACAACCUGGCUCACCUAUUUUUGAAUGGAACAGGAGGGCAAACACAUUUAUCACCAAAUGAUCCCAUUUUUGUCCUCCUGCACACCUUUACAGAUGCUGUUUUUGAUGAGUGGCUCAGAAGAUAUUCAGCUGAUAUCUCUACAUAUCCCCUGGAGAAUGCCCCUAUUGGACAUAACCGGGAGUACAACAUGGUGCCUUUCUGGCCUCCAGUUACGAAUAAUGAAAUGUUUGUUACUGCACCAGAAAACCUGGGAUACAGCUAUGACAUUGAGUGGCCAGGUCGGGCUCUUCGUGUAACAGAAAUGAUAACUAUUGCAGUAGUGACUGCACUCAUUCUUGUUGCAAUUAUCUUUGCUGCUGCUGCAUGCAUUGUACGUGCCAAGAAGAACAGGAAUGAGUUGCAUCAGCCUCUUCUCACUGAUCAGUAUCAACACUAUUCAGAUGAUUAUGAUGGCAUAUCAACACCGGGCCAGUCUGUCGUAUGA
Molecule: messenger RNA, 1611 nt
Organism: Centrocercus urophasianus (Greater sage-grouse)
Lineage: Eukaryota; Metazoa; Chordata; Aves; Galliformes; Phasianidae
Gene: TYRP1
Product: tyrosinase related protein 1
Exons: 7
Coding region: 1-1611 (536 amino acids)
Biological process (GO): melanocyte differentiation; melanosome organization
Cellular component (GO): melanosome
Molecular function (GO): oxidoreductase activity
Source: RefSeq, a predicted model, not a curated record